Tyto alba (common barn owl) is the source of this 2660-nucleotide messenger RNA. It is a transcript of the gene ATP6V1A, whose product is annotated as ATPase H+ transporting V1 subunit A. Gene Ontology annotation, cellular component: proton-transporting V-type ATPase, V1 domain; lysosomal membrane. Gene Ontology annotation, molecular function: proton-transporting ATPase activity, rotational mechanism; ATP hydrolysis activity; ATP binding. The coding region runs from base 656 to 2509 and encodes 617 amino acids. The transcript is spliced from 15 exons. Gene Ontology annotation, biological process: ATP metabolic process; proton transmembrane transport. The record is from RefSeq and is a predicted model, not a curated record. Lineage: Eukaryota; Metazoa; Chordata; Aves; Strigiformes; Tytonidae.
AAGGGGUUCUUAGAUUAGCAAAGCCCCACAAGACUCUUUAUUUUGACAAGAAUCAGUAUCUGUUCUGCAUACUCAAGCAAUUAGUAUUGUGGUGUCUUCAGCGCCUCCCUGUGCAGUCUUGUUAAACGGUUGUUCUGUUAAGCUCUUCCAGAACAGAGCAUGCACUGACAUGGAUAUAUUACACUGGAGAACUGGUAGGUAAACGGCUUCCAGCAGAAAGCAUGCAUCUCUCUUUCAAGGAUCUUUAUGUAGUAGGAUGUACCACUUGGGACACUGGGAUUAUUGACUUUGGUUUUGCUUAAUGUGAAUGCUGAAUGCUUCUUUAAUUUCUUCUGCUUGGUCCUGUGCAGUAAGGAGGACACAGAUGGGAGUUCAGCUGGGCUCUAGGAAGCUUGGUUUGCUAUUGCGGCAUUCCUCAGUGCUGGUGGGAGAGAGAGAGACUGAUGACUCAUCAAGUCAGGUGGUUAUGCCUCUGCUGUGUGUCAGAAAUUUCUUUCCCCUCUGCAGCAGGCUUUCUCAUCCCUCUGUGUAGGGGCACUAGAAGGACAAUUAUUUCGUAAGUGGUGGGGCUUAACUGCUGAAUUCUGGCUUUGCUUCAUUGGGCCUGUGGAUUUUUGUUGCUCCCUGUUUCUGCAAAAUAAGUUGAACAGGCAAAAUGGACUUCUCCAAGCUACCCAAAAUCCAUGACGAGGACAGAGAGGCUUUUGUUGGCUAUGUCCAUGGAGUCUCAGGACCUGUGGUCACGGCGUGCAACAUGGCCGGUGCUGCUAUGUAUGAGCUGGUACGAGUAGGCCACAGCGAACUGGUGGGGGAGAUUAUCCGACUGGAAGGUGAUUUGGCAACUGUCCAGGUGUAUGAAGAAACGUCUGGUGUCUCUGUAGGAGAUCCUGUACUCCGCACUGGCAAACCCCUGUCAGUGGAGCUAGGGCCUGGCAUUAUGGGAGCUAUUUUUGAUGGUAUCCAGAGGCCUCUCUCGGACAUCAGCACUCUGACCAAAAGUAUCUAUAUCCCUAGAGGUGUCAACGUGUCAGCUUUGAGCAGAGAUGUCAAAUGGGACUUCAUGCCUUCCAAAAAUCUGCGGGUUGGCAGCCACAUCACUGGUGGAGAUAUUUAUGGUGUGGUAAAUGAAAACUCCCUUAUCAAACACAAAAUCAUGCUGCCUCCACGGAACAGGGGUACAGUUACAUACAUUGCUCCGCCAGGAAACUAUGAUGCUUCAGAUGUUGUCUUAGAGCUGGAGUUUGAAGGUGUGAAGGAGAAGUUCACUAUGGUCCAGGUCUGGCCUGUACGUCAAGUCCGUCCUGUUACUGAGAAGUUACCAGCCAAUCAUCCUUUAUUAACUGGCCAACGGGUCCUGGAUGCCCUCUUCCCGUGUGUACAAGGGGGUACGACAGCGAUUCCUGGGGCAUUUGGUUGUGGAAAGACUGUGAUCUCACAGUCUCUCUCAAAAUACUCCAACAGCGAUGUCAUCAUCUAUGUAGGCUGUGGAGAACGAGGAAAUGAAAUGUCUGAAGUACUGAGAGAUUUCCCUGAGUUAACAAUGGAAGUUGAUGGCAAGGUAGAAAGCAUCAUGAAGAGAACAGCUCUGGUGGCAAAUACCUCCAACAUGCCUGUGGCUGCCAGAGAAGCCUCUAUCUAUACUGGAAUCACCUUGUCUGAGUAUUUCCGGGACAUGGGGUACCAUGUCAGUAUGAUGGCUGACUCUACUUCCCGAUGGGCUGAGGCCCUCAGAGAAAUUUCAGGGCGACUGGCUGAAAUGCCAGCUGACAGUGGUUAUCCAGCCUACCUUGGUGCCCGUCUAGCCUCUUUCUAUGAGCGAGCUGGCAGAGUGAAGUGUCUGGGAAAUCCUGAGAGGGAAGGCAGCGUCAGCAUCGUUGGAGCUGUCUCUCCCCCAGGUGGUGAUUUCUCUGAUCCUGUCACAUCUGCUACACUGGGCAUUGUUCAGGUUUUCUGGGGCCUGGAUAAGAAGCUGGCACAACGCAAGCACUUUCCCUCUGUCAACUGGCUGAUCAGUUACAGCAAAUACACACGUGCCCUGGAUGAGUACUAUGACAAGCAUUUUACAGAGUUUGUCCCUCUCAGGACAAAGGCCAAAGAGAUUCUACAGGAGGAAGAGGACCUUGCAGAGAUUGUGCAGCUUGUGGGGAAGGCUUCCUUGGCAGAAACAGAUAAAAUUACCUUGGAGGUUGCCAAGCUGAUAAAAGACGACUUCUUGCAACAGAACGGUUAUACGCCUUAUGACAGGUUCUGCCCUUUCUAUAAAACAGUGGGAAUGCUUUCCAAUAUGAUUGCAUUUUAUGACAUGGCACGCCGUGCUGUAGAAACCACAGCCCAGAGUGACAAUAAGAUCACGUGGUCCAUCAUCCGAGAGAACAUGAGUGAAAUCCUCUACAGACUUACCUCCAUGAAGUUCAAGGAUCCUGUCAAAGAUGGUGAAACAAAAAUCAAGGCGGACUAUGCUCAGCUGUUUGAGGAUAUGCAGAAUGCAUUUCGCAGUCUGGAAGACUAGACUCAACCUCUGUGACCACUCCAGUUUGUCCUCUCAAUUCCUCAUCUCAACUCCUCUGCUUCCCUACCUUACAAGAAUGAUGCAACAGUACUUGAGUUGAUAAAUAGCCCUAUGUUUUCCCCGUUCAUACUCAGAGAGUGUCCUUACAAAA